This is a messenger RNA of Aspergillus brunneoviolaceus CBS 621.78, 1281 nucleotides long. RefSeq lists its product as uncharacterized. Lineage: Eukaryota; Fungi; Ascomycota; Eurotiomycetes; Eurotiales; Aspergillaceae. The coding region runs from base 1 to 1281 and encodes 426 amino acids. The record is from RefSeq and is a predicted model, not a curated record. The transcript has 4 exons.
AUGUGGUAUCUUUCGUACCCGAUAAGACGCGUAAGAGUGACGGUUAGAUUACCAGCUGUAUGUGACAUGCGGAUUGCGAUUAAUAGCACAGAUAGAGAUAUGAUCGGUAAUCGAUUUUGUAGAACUGCCGUGCCCAAGUACAGUCAGAUCGCAGUCAUGGUACGCCCCCAGAAAGAAGAGGCAAACGAGCGCAUGUCGGAUGCUGCGACUGAAAGCCUACUCGAUGGCCACUCGAGAUCGAGUCGUUACUACAGGUUAGAAAGAAAGUUCUGGUGGGGAUUUUCUUGUGGACAGCAACUGUCUAGGGCCCUGCACCUAAUCCUCCUAUCAACUUUAAUCGCCUUCCUCAUCGCCUACAUUGUCAUUCUUCAGCACGACCACCUUGUCAAACAGCUCCGCGCCCCGGGCCCAGUUCUCUCCCCUCCACAGCUUUCCUCGUCGAUUUUACCCCAUGCUGGGCACUUACCAAGGCCAUCCGCACACUGGACCGACUGCGGCAGUUCCCCCGAGGAAGCCAUCUCCAAGGGCUGUCGCUACGACGUGAUCCUCGUCGCCUGGGUACCAGCGGACUGCUUCGACGAGGAGCUGAUGGAGAGCUACCUCGCUGAGGUCGAGUAUCCCUUUUGGCUCGACCGCGCGCUGCAGCAACCAACAACUCUGACGGAGGUCCGCCGCGGCAUUCACCCGGUGGUGUUCUCGAACCAGGAGUUCCACAUGGCGCACUGCGCGUAUUUCCUCGAGAUGUCCAUUCGCGGGUUCCGGCAGCGGCGCGUCUGGGAUAACACCACGCUGGACAUGGAGCACAUGCGGCAUUGCGCGCGCACCGUCAGGGAUCAUUGGCUGCCUGAGAUGGGGUAUUCGCCGCUUCAUAUGUACUAUGAUGGCAUCUUGAUCCUGACCUCUAACCGCCUCGGCUCCUUCGACGAGGCCUUCAAAUCCCGCAUCCAGGUCUCCCUGCACUACCCCAAUCUGACCCGCGCACAGCGCUACAAGAUCAGGCGCAACUGGUUCACCCGGCUCAAGCGGCUGGAGAGCGCGCAAAUCGACUUCAACAACGUCGAGUGCUACCUUGGCGAGCUGGCUCAGCAGGCGCUGAACGGCCGCGAGAUCCGCAAUGCCAUCACGACGAGCCGCCAGUUGCCCAAAUUCAAUGGCAAGGAUUUAUCCCGUGCCGACCUGCAGCUUAUUCUCGAUGUCUCAGGUCGGUUCAUUAAGUAUUUGUGCACUUUGAAAGGGAGGCUUUGGGAUGACGAUAUCGCUAGGGAUUCUGGUUUAAGAUGA